Molecule: messenger RNA, 2252 nt
Organism: Sorghum bicolor (sorghum)
Lineage: Eukaryota; Viridiplantae; Streptophyta; Magnoliopsida; Poales; Poaceae
Product: poly(ADP-ribose) glycohydrolase 1
Exons: 9
Coding region: 227-1780 (517 amino acids)
Biological process (GO): regulation of DNA repair; nucleotide-sugar metabolic process; ATP generation from poly-ADP-D-ribose
Cellular component (GO): nucleus; cytoplasm
Molecular function (GO): poly(ADP-ribose) glycohydrolase activity
Source: RefSeq, a predicted model, not a curated record
AAAAUUGUCAAAUGUCUGCGUCGAAUCCGAGUGGAUCUCGUCGCCGGCGUCAACCUUUGCCGUCCCACCCCGCCAUUGCCGCCAAGCAGUCGUCAAACUGACGCGGUAACCGUGUGGACUCCACUCGGGGGAGUGGCGGCCCGAAGCCCAAACCGCACGGGCUCGCGGCCGAGCCGACCGACCCGGACCCAGACCCACUCGCUCCUCCGCCCCCGCCGCCGCCGCAAUGGAGGAGGAGCCGCCGGCCUCGGACCUGGCGGCGCGCGGCGACCUGCGCUCGGCGCUUCCCUUCCUCCCCGUCGUCCUCCGCGGCGGCGCGCUCUUCUGGCCGCCCGCGGCGCAGGAGUCGCUCCGGGCGCUGGCGCUCGGCCCCGACGUCAGCCGCGUCGCCUCGGGGGACGUCCUCGCCGACGCGCUCACCGACCUCCGCCUCGCGCUCGCCCUGCCCGCGCUGCCCCAGCGCGCUGCCGACGGCCUGGCGCUCUUCUUUGACGACCUCCUCUCCCGGGCCCAGGCGCGGGGCUGGUUCGCCGAGGUCGUCCCCAACCUCGCACGCCUCCUCCUCCGCCUCCCCACUCUGCUCGAGGACCACUACGCCAAGGCCGGCCACGGCGCCUCCGGGCUCCGGGUCCUGGCGUCGCAGGACGCGGGCCUUGUGCUCCUCAGCCAGGAGCUUGUCGCCGCGCUGCUCACCUGCGCGCUCUUCUGCCUCUUCCCCACGGCCGGUAGGGCCCAGGCGUGCCUUCCCACCAUCAAUUUCGAUGGCCUGUUCACGGCGCUGAUUCACCGAUCGCAGAGCCAGGAGCAGAAAGUGAGGUGCCUUGUUCACUAUUUCGAGAGGGUGACUGAUUCUACGCCUGCUGGUUUCGUUUCGUUUGAGCGCAAAGUUCUUCCCCGCCAACCUGUCUCUGAUGGCAUUACCUAUCCUGACAUCCAUGCGUGGUUGGCAUCUAGUGCACCCCUCUGCCAAUUCCGGGUAUUUUCCUCAGGUUUUAUAGAAGAUGAGGAACAAGAAGCCCUUCAAGUUGACUUUGCAAAUAAAUAUUUGGGAGGAGGUGCCCUUUCCAGGGGUUGUGUGCAGGAAGAGAUACGCUUCAUGAUAAACCCCGAAUUGAUUUUGGGUAUGCUAUUCAUGGCUUCUAUGGAAGAUAAUGAGGCUAUAGAAAUUUUUGGUGCAGAACGGUUCUCACAGUAUAUGGGUUAUGGUUCCUCCUUUCGCUUUGUCGGUGACUAUUUAGAUACCAAACCCUUUGAUUCGGUGGGUAGACGGAGGACUAGGAUAGUGGCAAUUGAUGCUUUGGACUGUCCAGCUAGGUUACACUAUGAAUCUGAUUGUCUCCUAAGGGAAGUGAACAAGGCUUUUUGUGGAUUUUUCGAUCAAUCAAAAUGCCAGCUUUAUGUGAAGCUUUUCCAGGAUUCACACAACAAGGAUAACUUUCCAAGUAUCAAUUCCAAUGAGUACAUAGGAGUUUCAACAGGAAAUUGGGGUUGCGGUGCUUUUGGUGGAAACCCUGAAAUCAAGAGCAUGAUUCAGUGGAUUGCUGCAUCACAGGCUCUCCGGCCUUUUGUUAAUUACUACACUUUUGAGGAUGCAUCUCUGGAAAGAUUAGAGGAGGUGAUCCAGUGGAUACUACGCCAUGGCUGGACGGUCAGUGAGUUGUGGCAUAUGCUCAUCGAAUACUCGUCUCAGAGGCUGAGAGGAGAAACGUACAAGGGUUUUUUUGCUUGGCUACUUCCCAGCAACAGGCCCAACAAUGAAGUGCAUUACAUGUCUGAAUAGCCCCAGCUUUGUGAGGUCAGAAUCUGUGAGGCGCGUAGCUCUCUAGGAGCGCUGUCUGUUGAGUGUGUAGUUGUCUGGGCGCGAACAGAGCUACGGAGGGGGAGAAUAUUAGUCUAUGCAUCCUGGUCGGUUAGCAUACUAGUCUAUGCAUCCUGGUCGGUUAGCACUCUGGACGCUGUGUGUAACAAGUAGUGACUGAGCUGAGUACAUGGGUGAUCGCUGAACAGUUUCAACACUGCACAGAGCUGUACUCCAUAGCUGAGUCACAAUGACUGGUUAGGCCAAUCUCAAUGCAAUUGGUUCAUGGCUGAAACAAACUUGUAUAAUUCAUAGUUUCAUUUUUGUGUGUGUUAUAUUUGAAUUUUAUUAUAUGACACAUUCAGAUUUUGUUUUGAAAAAUUAUGACACAUUCAGACUUGGAAACAGUGUUCAUGGGGUUUCAUCUCACCUAGACGAAACUCACAUUUCAUCU